Messenger RNA from Monodelphis domestica (gray short-tailed opossum), 3872 nucleotides. RefSeq lists its product as uncharacterized. Gene Ontology annotation, cellular component: membrane. Gene Ontology annotation, molecular function: zinc ion binding; GTP binding. Lineage: Eukaryota; Metazoa; Chordata; Mammalia; Didelphimorphia; Didelphidae. The record is from RefSeq and is a predicted model, not a curated record.
GACUAGCAGCUUGAGACCACAGCGGAAAAGGAAAAGUGAAAGGCGUAGAGAAGUUUGUUCAAAGUUCCUCUAGGGCUGGGCAGUUCUUCCUUCCCGAGUCCAGCAGCCUCCGGCCUCUUCUCCAGCCGCCAGCGGACUCCGUGGGGUCGCAUCUCCUUCCGCCCGGCCCUGCCCUCUCCAUAUCCUGGGUCCGACAAGGUGAGAUGUUUCUCAAGCUGGGCCCAGAGAAGGAAGCAGAAUCCAGGUGAGGUAGAGUGGUCAUGGCUGCCAAACCCCUAGUACCUCUACCGGACACCCUCCUGGAAGAACUGAUCUGCAGUAUUUGUGUGGAACACUUGAAGGACCCAGUCAGCAUCCCCUGUGGCCACAGCUUCUGCAAAACCUGUAUCACAGAGCUAUGUGACUAUCAUACAACCCACUGCCAGGGCUCUGUGCCAUGUCCAAUUUGCAAGAAGUCUUUUCAGAAGAAAAACAUCAGUCCCAAUUGGGUGCUGGCACAAUUAGUUCCCAACCUCCUAAGCUUAGAACUCUCUGAUAAGCAACCAGAAGAUUCUAAACAACCAGCAGAUUACCAGCUUUGCAAGAAGCAUGGGGAAAAGACCUUCUUCUACUGUGAAGCAGACGAGCAGUUCUUGUGCUUUGUGUGCAGGGAGCUCCGGGAGCACAGCACUCAUAUUGUCUUGCCAGUAGAGGAUGCUGCCCAGCCCUACAAAGAUCAAAUUCAGAGACAGCUGGAAAGUCUGAAGGAAUCCAAAGAAAAGAUCAUGCAUUUGAAGGGAAAAGAUACAUUCCAAGAACUGCUGAACCAGAUUCAAGACAAAAAACUGGGAAUUUUGUCUGAGUAUCAGCAGUUCCGGGAGUUUCUUGAUGUGCAGGAACAGCUCCUCCUGGCUCAGAUGGAGGAGUUGGAGAAGAACAUCAGCUAUAAGAAAGAGCAAUAUGUCACACAGGUCUCUCAAAAAAUAUCCCAUCUUGAAGAAUUAAUAAGUAAAAUGGAGGAGAGAGUUUCUCAGACCCCAAGUGAAAUCCUUAAGAUCAGAAAACAACUGGAAGAAAGGUGGGAGAAAGAACAGAUCUUGAUUCCUAUUACCACAUCCCAAGACCUAGAGGAGAGAGUCUGUGCUUUCAAUGAAAAGAUAGAUGACUUGGAGGAAUCCAUGAGAAAUUUCAAGGCUCCAUGGUUGCAACUUCACCUUCAGAACAAGACAACUAAGAAAGAGAUAUGCCACACAAUGGAGCAGAUGUUAAAUCAACUUGUCACUGAAAUAACCCAAUCUACACUAAAAAAUGGUCAAGGAGUCAUUUCUGAAGCAGACAUGUCAGAGAUACUAGAGAUGGUAGUCCUGGGAAAAUUAAAGGAAGUAUCUUCCAAAAUGAGAAUGAAAAUGAAGAAAACCCCCUUGAGAGUGGCUGUGAUUGGAAAUGCUUCACUGAGCAAUUCACUGAUAAAUACCCUGUUUAUGUUUACUGUUAGGGGAAAAAUGGGCGGUUUUCCUUUAUUCCACAUUCCCCUCAUGAUCCCCUUUGUAGCAGAGUGGCAAGAACUACCAGAUAUUGAGACAUAUAGGGAACCUGUAACGACUUACCUGAAGGAGAUAGAUUGUGAUCGUUUUGAUGUUGUCAUCAUUAUUCCUUCUGUCUACAUUGAAUCCAUUCAUACCAACCUAGCAAUAGAACUCCACAAUAAGGGGAAGAAGAUCUACUUCAUUUCGAUGAAUAUUCCGUCUGUCUCAGCAUCUCCAGGCAUAUUGUUUAAUUUGGACAAUACAAAACUAUUUGUAUGGAACCUAGAAAGGAUAGGUUCGAGUCAUCCUCAAGUAUUCCUGAUCUCUGUCAUGAAUGAUGUAUCUAACUGUACAACUUUCUGUAGUGCCCUAAAAGCAUUUCAAGAUCAGAGGAGCGUUGAAGCUCAGACUUUGAUGGAGUACCUUUCUCAUAUCUGUGUAGAUGCCAUUGAGAGGAAGAAGACUGCCUUGCAGGGGAUGAUUGGAGUCGAAUCUUUAAUGGUGGCUCUACAAGUCACUGCCAGUUCUGGAGGUCUAGCCCAGAUCAGAACCUGUUUGAGUCAUUAUCGAAGGUUCUUUGGGGUGGAUGAUCUUUCCCUCACCAAUCUAGCUCAGAUGUUUAGUUGGAACAUAAAGGAAUUACAGAGCAUCACCAAGUCCUGGAAUUUUCAGGCACUCAUAAAAGACAAUCAAAAAUUAGCAGCUAUCACAAGCACGAAGUUCAACCAAGCAAAACCUCUUCACCAAAAGAAUUUUCAAAAAUUGUAUAAUCAAGCUCAUGACAUACAUAACUAUUUUCUUGAAAUAGUAACCAAUGACACAAUGACAAUCCUUCAGAAAAUAUGGCUGGAUCUGUCCAAAGAAACCAGUUGAUCCUUUGGUCUCUGAAACUAUGACCAUUCUCCUGCAACUUUAAAAUCCUUCCUCCAUCGAUCUUCCAACUACUAUAACCAAAAACCUUCUUGGAACUCCAUAUCAUUGUCAUAGAAGACUGAAAUAAUUUGUGGUUUUUGUACCCCAGGCAAACUAGUUUCAAAGGCUGCUAAAAUUUUCUUCUGUUCCAAAGUUAGUCUUCUAACCCCACAACAAAGUUUCAUGGAGGUCCGGGGCCUUUAUCUCAUACCAUUAUCACCUAUAUCUCUUGGAACAAGUUACCAAUGACUUGUGACCAGUGUCAGAGAUAAGACUGAACCAGUUCAUCUGUCUCCUAAACCAGGACUUUUCUCUCUUACCCAUAAGGUUAGCCUCAAUCCCCAUGUAUUUAUUAAGUGAACCAUUAUACUAGGUGAUGUGGGAGAUACAGAGAAACACAGGAAGUUUCUGCUUUCUAGGAUGUUGUAAUCUAAUUGGAGAAACCGUAGAACUUUAGAGGUUUUUUAUCCUAACUCCCAUUUUAAAAUCUCCAUUGUCAUAUCUCUAAUAAAGGCAUCAAGUCCAGUGAAAGGAACUCAAUACUGUACAAGACAGCUUCUUCCACUUUUGACUAGCUUUGAUGGUUGAUUAUGAAAAAGCAUUUGUUCAAGGAGAAAAAUAUUACCUUAAAGGUUCUCUCCCAAAACAUCUCUCUCAUCCCCACAUCAAAAUCAUUCAAAAUACCUUGAAAGGUAUAACAGCACAAAAACACAUAGCAAAACUUUUUUUGUUGCAACAACUAGAAAACAAAAAGAAUGUCCAUAUUUGGUGAUGGAACAAAUUGUGACAAAUGAAUAUAAUAGAAUAUUGUACUGUAAGAAAUAAUAAAUAUGGUAGAUUCAGAAAAACCUAGAAAGAUUUUUCUGUACAAAUGUAGAGUGAAAUGAGUGUAACAGGACAGUUUACACAAUGGUAACAGUAGCAUAAAAGAAAAUUUUUUUAAAGUACCUUUGAUGAGUGUAAUUACUAAUUAUGAUACCAUAAGUUGAUGAUGAAGCAUGGCUUCCACUUCUUGGCAGAGUGGUAAUGUAGAGAAAUACAGAAUGGGGCAUCAAUUUUCAGCUCUAGUCAAUGAGUUGAUUUGUUUUGCUUAACUACACUAAUUUGUUCAAAUGGAAUACUCCUAGAGAGAGAGAGAGGAUUGGAGCUAGAAAACAUAAAUGAUAGUAAUAAUGAUUCAAUAAAAGAAAAAAGCAUCAAUGACAAAAUAUAAUGAAAGCAUAAAGAGGUUUGGAAGAAGACAAGAAGUUGAAAAGUUUGGUUCUUAUGUUGAAUUUAAUAUAUUAUAAAACAUUUUAGAGUUGCAUACACAAUUGUCUUUUAUGUUCUUUGUACAUUGAAAUGUCUGUUUAUUAAAAUUUGUUAAGUUUAUAAUAAAAAAUUUUAAAGAUAUGACAACAGAGAGAAAUUCAUUAUAUAGGAUCCUCAGGCAAUAAAUAUCCUGAAAGCCAUAAA